AGUUCCAUAAUGGCUGAAGAUCCUGGAGGAGCUUUCUUUAAUUUCACCCUCAUUUUAACCGAUUUUUCGUUACCUCUGCUGGAAAGAUGGCAGGGCUAACAGCAUCGAUAAACGGCCACAGACCUUCGCUGUCGUCAUGCCCAAGAAAGGGUACCGAAAACGGCUGAAAUUUAGAGCCGAUGAUGUUUGCUCGGAGUCAGUAACUGUGGCUGACUAUGCCAAUGCCGAUCCCGCCAUCGUGAAGUCGGGAAGAGUUAAAAAGGCUGUUGCUAAUGCAAUUGAAAAAGAAGUGAAAUUACUCUGUGGACUCGAGGCAUCCCAGGGUCCUGUACAGGAAGUGCUCUCCUCUGCAGACUGUGUGAAAAAUGUGGCUCAUGAGAGUAGUGAUGAACAGGACUCAGAGGAAGGGGACGAAAUCAAAGGUUCCCGUAAAAAGAAAAACAAACGACGCAAAGAAAACAGCGAGUGCAUAAAUGGAGAGGAGUAUCCCAUCGAUAUCUGGCUUGUGCUUGCUGCAUACAUUCGUCCAGAAGAUGUCUGCACAUUUUCUUUGAUCUGCAAAAAUGCAUGGACUGCCACAUGCACGGCUGCAUUUUGGACACGUCUCUAUAAAAGGCACUAUAAUCUUGACGCAGACCUUCCUGAUCGUCUUCAGCCUGAUUCUAUCACAAGGAUGCAUUGUCUUCGUGCCCGUGUGAUUCGCUCUCUCUUUCACUUAUAUGAGCCCUUUAGCUCUCGAGUGUCCAAAAGCCCUCCUCUCCCCGAAUCUACACCCACUACACUCCUCAAUUCCAAGUGCUUGUUGUUUUGGGUCAACAAAGUGUCUGGAAGUAGGUCAGAGCAGAUGUGGGAAUUCAACUUCAAGUUUGUGAAACUGCCAACCAAAGGCAAAAAUGGAUGUAAUUUUGCUCUUCAGUUACCCAAGCAGUAUAAGGAUGUUCACACAAAUCCAGACUCGGACUGUUAUCUGCUGCGGGUCACUACCCUCAAUUUCAUUUUCACUUCUGUUGUGAUGGGCAUGACGUUAACUUUGUUCACCAUUAAUGUGAGCACAGACAUGAGGCAUCACCGAGUUCGGUUGGAGUUCCAGGAUUCACCAAUGAUUCGGGGAAAAAAGCUCAGGGGUGAACAGGGGGUGCAGGUGGUGCUGGAUCCCGUCCACAGCGUGCGUCUCAUGGACUGGUGGCAUCCUCAGUAUCCCACAUCUUUUCAAUCACAUCAAUUAAACUGAUGAACUCUCAUCAAGCUUCUCUAUUAUAAAAACAAUGCAGAAGGCAAUUCGGGCCUCUUUCAACCAAUGUUAAAGUCUUGUUUUAACAUUUUUCUUUUUUUUUUAUUGAUAGUACAGUUAGUGUGCUGCUUUAAUGGACACUUAAGUUUUGAUUGCUAGUCUUAACUCAAGGUGUCAAGCAUUGGAGAUGGAAAUUGAUGUUUGGGUAGGUGCCAUGUUUAAUUCCACACCAGUUACAACCAAGUUGAUGUUCAAUGGUUUCUAUAGAUUCACUGAUUUUGUUUGUGGUUAAAAGCUUUUAAAUAUUGCAUCUACUUCUGAAGUGCUUGGCAUGCUUUUCUUGCCAUUGAGGGUGUUGCAGUAAUACUUUCAGCAAGUUCUUAUAACCAUAGGGGUGUAGGGUUUUGCAUGAACCUAACCUUGAAUCAUGUGAUUUAAAUAGUCAGAUGUUUGUGUUUUCUUAACUGUAGCAUCCCCAUGAUUCAUCUGCAUCUGAUUUUUCUCAUUCUGUCUCUGCAAAUGUAGGAAAGGGUGAACAAGAUAAAUUAAAAUAUAAAUAUAUAUAUAUUAAAAAAUACAAGACCUGUUAAAUCUGGAGAAAUGUCUUGUAUGUCUUUAGCUUGGUGUUAGAUUAGGGUCAAAAGUCUGAGAUGAUUUUAUGCAUUCAGUUUUUUCUUUUGGGAAUUAAUGAGUUCAGUUUUGCUACAAAGUAUGUUUGCCUAGCUGUAUUUCUUAUAAUUGUCUGCUUUAGCAAGGGAGAUUCGACACGUUGUAGACAUUAAAUUGUAGUUAAAAGAA
This is a messenger RNA of Danio rerio (zebrafish), 2029 nucleotides long. RefSeq names its product transmembrane protein 183A (gene tmem183a). Gene Ontology annotation, cellular component: membrane. The record is from RefSeq and is marked provisional. NCBI's taxonomy places the organism in Eukaryota, Metazoa, Chordata, Actinopteri, Cypriniformes, Danionidae.